GAUGUGGAGGGAGGAUGGAGGGCUGGAGGGAGUCACAUGGACCAAAACUUUCUGACUGAUGUCCACAAGACACUGUUGCUCGGGUUUUGCCCGUCUUACGUCCUGCUGCUGACCUUGGAGCUCGCAGUCAGUUAGCUAGUUCUCUAACUAGUUAACCUGGUUAGUUUGCUGGUCUGGAGUUUAUCUGUAGUUAGAGCUGUGUGUUUAUGGUGUUGCGUGUUGGAGAAGUUCAGCGUGUUUUCAGCAUGUUUAUAACUUUAAACUCAGCACGGACGGUUUAAAGCUGUGGUUUUCGAGCACGGGAAGGAUUCGCGGGACUGACUGGACGCUUUUACAGGCUGUAAGAGGAGUUAUAAUGACGGAGGAGGGUAAAGGAGAGCAGCGGGCUGAGAGCACGGAGAAGCAGCUGCGGCUGCGCGGCUGCGUGCUGGGGGAGCUGCUGAAGACUGAGCGGGACUAUGUGAACACACUGGAGUUUCUCUCGGUGUUUCUUCAUCGCCUCAACCAGUAUGCUGCAACGAAGAUCGAUAAGAACAUCACAGAAGAGACUGUUAAGGUGCUGUUCUCUAAUUUGGAGGAGAUCCUCUGUGUGCACAGGGAUUUUCUGGCCAUGGUGGAAGAGCUGCUCCAGCCGGACCCCCAUCCACACCAUGAAGUGGGAUACUGCUUUCUGCACUUUAGAGACAGGUUUCAGAUUUAUGAUGAGUACUGUGGAAACCACGAGAAGGCCCAGAGGCUGCUGCUGGAGCUCAAUAAGAUCAGGAGCGUUCGCACAUGUCUUCUGAACUGCAUGCUGCUGGGCGGACGGAAGAACACGGAGGUGCCGCUGGAGGGAUACCUGGUGGCUCCCAUCCAGAGGAUCUGCAAGUACCCCCUGCUGCUCAGAGAACUGCUGAAGAGAACACCAAAGAAGCACAAUGACUUCCCCCAGGUGCAGGAGGCCCUACAGGUGAUGAAGGCUGUGUGUUCCAGCAUCAAUGAAGCCAAGAGACAGAUGGAGAAACUGGAGGUGCUGGAGGAGUGGCAGUCUCACAUUGAGGGAUGGGAGGGCUCUAACAUCACGGACAGCUGCACAGAGAUGCUGAUGCAAGGCGUGCUGCUGAAGAUCUCUGCCGGAAACAUCCAGGAGCGGGUUUUCUUCCUUUUCGAUAACCUGCUGGUGUACUGCAAGAAGAAGAACAGGCGCUUGAAGAACAGUAAGGCCUCCACUGAAGGGCCUCGGUAUCAGUUCCGGGGCCGAAUCAACACUGAGGUGAUGGAGGUGGAAAAUGUGGAUGAUGGUACAGCGGACUACCACAGCAGUGGUAACAUCGUCAACAACGGCUGGAAAAUUCACAACACGGCAAAGAACAAGUGGUUUGUGUGCAUGGCCAAGACACCUGAGGAGAAGCAGGAGUGGCUGGAGGCCAUUCUGAAGGAGCGUGAGAGGAGGAAAACUCUGCGGCUGGGGAUGGAGCAGGACACCUGGGUGAUGAUUUCGGAAAAGGGAGAGAAGCUCUAUAACCUCAUGAGCAAACAGGGCCACCUCAUUAAAGACCGCAAGCGCAAACUCACCACCUUCCCCAAGUGCUUCCUGGGCAGUGAAUUUGUGGCCUGGCUGAUGGAGAUCGGAGAGACCGAUAAUCCAGAAGAAGGAGUUCAUCUGGGUCAGGCUCUGCUGGAGAACGGCAUCAUCCACCACGUCACAGAUAAGCACCAGUUUAAGCCUGAGCCGGUGCUGUACCGGUUCCGCUUUGACGACGGCACGUACCAUCCUCGCAGCGACAUGCAGGAUGUCAUCUCCAAGGGUGUUAGGCUGUUCUGUCGGCUCCACAGCCUCUUCACGCCAGUGAUCAGGGAUAAAGACUACCACUUAAGAACAUACAAAUCUGUGGUGAUGGCCAACAAAUUGAUCGACUGGCUCAUAGCACAGGGUGACUGUAGAACGAGAGAGGAGGCGCUGAUUUUGGGGGUGGAGCUCUGCGACAAUGGAUUCAUGCAUCAUGUGCUUGAGAAGAGCGAGUUCAAGGACGAGCCGCUUUUGUUCCGCUUCUUCGCUGAUGAGGAGAUGGAGGGAUCCAACACCAAGCACAAGCCCAUGAAGCACGAUCUGAAAAUAGUGGAGAACGUCAUCGCAAAAUCUCUGCUGAUAAGGCCCAGUGAUGGUGGAUAUGGUUUCACCCUGGAAGAUCGCAACAGAGUUCCCAUCAUCAAAUCAGUGGAGAAAGGCUCCCAUGCAGAGAUGGCCGGAAUUGAGGUUGGGAAAAAAGUAUUCGCCAUUAAUGGUGACCUGGUGUUUCUGAGGCCGUUCCAUGAAGUGGAGAGUUUUCUCAAGCAGUGUUUCAACAGCAAGGGACCACUCAGAGUGCUGGUCAGCACCAAACCCAGAGAGACAGUGAAGAUUCUGGACUCAGCAGAUGGUUUAGGUUUCCAGAUCCGUGGCUUUGGACCAUCUGUGGUACACGCAGUGGGCAGAGGCACAGUUGCGGCCGUGGCCGGACUGCACCCGGGUCAGUGCAUCAUCAAGGUCAACGGCAUCAAUGUGAGCAAGGAGAGUCAUGCCAGCGUGAUCGCCCAUGUCACCGCCUGCAGGAAAUACCGCAGACCCACUCAGCAAGACUCCAUAAAGUGGGUCUAUAAUAACAAUGAGAGCGCCCAAGAGGAGCACCAGAAGGCCAACCAAAAGCCCAGCUCAGAGGAAAACGGGGAAGUGUUUGACUGUAAAGUGGAAGAGGUGAUGGACAAGUUUAACACGAUAGCUAUGAUUGAUGGGAAGAAGGAUCACGUGAGCCUGACAGUGGAUAACGUGCAUCUGGAGUACGGCGUGGCGUACGAGUAUGACAGCACUGCUGGUAUCAAGUGCCACGUGCUGGAGAAAAUGGUGGAGCCCAAAGGCUUCUUCAGUCUCACAGCCAAGAUUCUGGAAGCCCUGGCGAGGAACGAUGAGGCUUUGGUGCAGACGUGUAGCCGGAUAAACUCCAGUACGGAGCUUAUCCCAGAGGACCUGCAGGUCAGGUUCAGCUCCAUGUGCAGCGAGAGGUUGGAGCACAUCAACCGCCGCAUCACCAACUACAGGAAGUUUUCGAGAGUGCUGAAGAACCGGGCCUGGCCCACGUUUAAACAGGCAAAGACCAAGGUGUCUCCCCUCCACAGCAGUGAUUUCUGCCCCACCAACUGCCACAUUAACAUGAUGGAGGUGUCCUACCCAAAGACCACCACAUCUCUGGGCAGCGCCUUUGGUGUCCAGCUAGACAACAGGAAGAACUCCACUCUGGAGAACGGAAGCCGCAGCACAGAGCAGGGUAAGCUAAACCCCAUGGUGUACGUUCAGCACUGUAUCGGCAGUAUGGCAGCUCCUUCGGGUCACAGCCUGGGCCGGACAGAGGGACACGGCCUUCGCUUCCUGCUGCGGGAGGAUGAUCUGCUCACAGUGGACGCCUACCAUAAACUCCUCACCAAACUGAGCACUGUGGUAAAGGAGAUGGAGUGCUACACAUCUCAGAUUCACGAUUUUCUUGCCUCUAUCACUCACCCCAGCAGCAGUAGUGAGUUGAAGGCGGAGGGUGUGAUCAGUGCAGAGUGUGAUGGGGAGAAGCCAGAGAGGAGGAGAGUGUGUUUCAACAUGGGAGAGGAGCAAGACGAUUCAGGACACGACACCAUCAGCAAUCGAGAUUCAUACAGUGACUGUAACAGUAACAGAAACUCCAUAGCCUCCUUCACCAGCAUCUGCAGCAGCCACUGCAGCUCUUACGUCCACAGUGACGAGAUGGACUCAGGAGAUGAGAUGCCAGCGAGCAUGUGGAUAUCUCACGACAAGCAGAAGAAGCUCCACAGCUUCCUGGAGCAUCUGUUCAGCCAGGUGGAGUCCAUCACAAGCCUUCUAAAGGGGGUGUCGGUAGCUCGGGCCUUUGAACAGACAAAGUGUUUUACUCCAGGACGAGGACUGCAAGAGUUUCUAUUGGACCUGGAGCCGAAGCUGAACUGCACAAAGAAGCUGCGUCUUCACAUCAAACACGAUCCCUGGAACCUGCCGAGCAGCGUACACACACUGAUGCAUACACUCAGCAAGGCUGUGGAAGAGGUGAAGACGAGGUUGCUCUUGGUUUUACUCCAGUAUGCAGACUCAGAGUUGCAGUUGCGGAGGGACAUGGUGUUCACUCAGAGUCUGGUUGGAGCAGUGUGUUGUUUUUCGGAGCAGUUUCUGGCUGUGCUGAAUCAGACUCUGAGUGGAGAGAGUGAAGGACAGGAGAGCGCUCGCCGCUGGCUCGACCAGAUCUCCUCCACCGGCCUCCUCCUACACUUCCAGUCCCUACUCUCACCCAACCUGACAGAUGAGCAGGCCAUGUUGGAGGACACUCAGGUGGCUCUGCUGGACCUGGAGAAAGUCACCUUCUACUUCAGACAGUUCGACGGGGAGCCUCUUGUUGCAAACAUGCCUGUUUCCUACCAGGUGGAGGGUACGAGGCAAGCACUGAAGGUGUUUUUCUAUCUGGAGAGCUUCUACUUCCAGCAGCUGCCGCAGAGACUGAGACAUGGAGGAGGCUUCAAGAUUUACCCCGUCCUUUUCACUCAAGCUCUGGAGAGCAUGGAGGGCUAUUACUACAGAGACAGUGUUUCUGUGGAGGAACACCAGGCUCAGAUUAAUGCAGCCUCCCUGGAGAAGGUCAAACAGUACUACAAAAGACUCAGGGCCUUUUAUCUGGACAAGUCCAACCUGAACCCGAGUCCUGCUCCAAAGGCUGCUUUCAUAGACAAGCUCCUGCGUCCUCUGAACGCUGUAGAUGAGCUCUACAGGUUGAUGGAGGGUUUUGUGUGCUCUGGGCGGACAGCUACGUGUGGAGCGUCUGGGGUGGGUCUGAUUUCUGUAGCCUCAGAGCUCUGCAGCCGCCUGGGGGCCGUACACAUCGUCCUGUGUAACAGCGGAGUGCACCGGUGUACUCUGAGUGUGACGCUAGAGCAGGCCCUUCUCCUCGCCCGCAGUCACGGCCUGCCGCCCCGCUGCAUCAUGCAGGCCACUGACGUCAUGAGGAAACAGGGGGCCAGAGUGCAGAACUCUGCUAAAAACCUUGGUGUGAGAGACCGCACCCCAUCUUCAGUGCCAAGAUUGUAUAAACUGUGCCAGCCUCCACCCCCGGAUGGAGACCCAUGAACCCGAUCAACCUGAAUAAUUUACACACAAACACAUACACACACACACACACACACACACACCUCCUAAGGGGACCGUCUGGAAGUCCACCCACUCUCACAGUUCGCAGGACCUGCCGUGCCAUGUUUCAGUGCGAAAGAGUUUUUAGUGUAUAUAUAUAUUGAAUUUUACAUUGUUCUCAUUAUAGCUUCAUAAAGCCUGUGUUUUAUUCUCAUUUCUGUUUUGUUGUUGAUGUUGUUGCUUUGUUGCUUUGUAUUCACUUAUUACAAAUGUGCAUCUCAUUUUGGACUGAAACUCAAAAGAAACAGGUCGUCUCUGUCUCUAGGCUGCUGUCAGAACCUCACAGUCCGUCAGACUACAGUGAACAGAAUAAUGCAUUUCAUUUACUUGAUUCAUGUGUGUGUUCAUAUAUUUCAUAUAAGAGAAAUGAGAAAUACCCGUAUAUUUUCCUUUAGAUGUUUUAAGCACUUCAAGAGUUUUAUUUUCUAUGUCUAUUCAGUAAAAUAUGUGCAUUUUAUACAGUAGUUUUUUAUAUAUUAGUGUCAAAUGUAAAAAAAAAAAAAGUGUAUGGACCACCACUGUCUUUUAGCCACACCACACACAGAGUUUGUUGAAGAAGGUUAAGAAAUUAGUCUAGGCUAACAGGCUAACAGUACGUGUCCACUAGCACUUAAUCCUCAAUGCAAUAUAUUCAUUUUAAGGCUUGGUUGCGUUGCAUUGGACGCAGCCUUGCCGUUCAGCAGAGCUCAACUUUACUCAAAUGAAUAUGGCUGCUGCUCUGAGUCCAGCCUGAGUAGACUAUGACCAUAAUGUCACACACACAGAACAGGCGCCUUUCUACCACACAAGCAAAGUUGAAAACAGCAGAAUAUAGAUUAAUAGACCUGUAUAUAACAAUUAGGUUGAUUAAAAAGCUUCAACUUAGGAUUGUCUACACUGUAAACCCGGAUAAGUUGAAUUUACUUUAAAAAUUUGAGGAAACCGGUUGCCAUAAAAAUGUUAAGUAAUGGGUUAAGAAAACUUAAGUUAGCAUAACUUAGAACAUCAAGUUAUUACAACUAAAGGAGACGUUGAUUUAACUUUUUUAUUUUUGUUAUACUGUAAGACUGCACCGUAAAACCCGAUAAGUUGACUAAACUCAAAACUUUUGUUGUAACUGAUUACCUAAUCAAUUUUAAGUUCAUGUAAUAUAAUUUUUAAGUACAGUGAACUUAACAAAUACAUAUACAUUUAAAAUGAAUAUUUUCCUGAACUUCUUUUUAGUCUUCUUUCUGGUUUCAUUCAACUAUUUUUUUAAAUACUCAUAGAAAAGUAGAUGAAAUAAAACAGUAAAGUAUUAAAAGUACUGAGAGCACAGUGAGAACACAGAGUUACUGCAGCUCAGUAAAUGAUGCUUGUUCUACAGCCCACAACACAGAGACCAAGUAUUUAAUUAUAAUAUAUGAUCUACAAGUUUACCUAAGGAAGCCCCGGGUGAAUCACUACACACUGAUGGUGAGUGUUUGUCAGAAACUGUUGGACACACCCAGUAUGCAAAUCAAUUGUGACAGAAGCCAAUGGAAAAGAAGCUGUUAAUGGCAACAUACUAUUGUUUAGAAAUCUCUAAUUUUAUGUAAAACAGACUUAAUUUAUUUGAGUUCAAACAAUUUCUGGGUUUACAGUGUACUUAAUUUGCGUCAUUUGAAUUCAGAAAUGUCACAGACUGAUCUGGCAUGGCAAAACGAGUUGAAGAAAAGUGCUAGAGGACAAAUAGUGUAAACUAAUUACACAUUGUAUUUAAUAACACAUUGUACCUGCAUUCCAAAGCCUAGGCAGCAGUCUAGGUAGCAUGCUCCAAUGCUCCAAAAGGACAUGGGAUACGUAAGGCAGCCAUAAUGCAUACGAUCACUUGCAAACAACACAUAGUGACCUUAAUUUUAAUUUCUUUACAAAAAUAAAUACAUUGUCUGCUAUCUUCUUCUUUUUUAUCUUCACGUUGCACAUGUACAGAGAAUAGUUUGCAUCCUCCAAAACACUCUUAUGUCAGCUGCAUUUCUCAGCUGUAUACAAAAAAGGUCCUUCUAUGAUUUAGAGGCCAAGAAUUGUAGCCCAACUUGGCUGAAGCCUAAGCUUUGGAAUGCAGCUAAUAUGGCCAAAAAUACCAUAUUACAAUACCUUAAAUUAAGUAAAAAAAUCUUAUAAUUUCUACAUAUUCACACCUGAUUCCCACAUACAGCCUUAGAAUGGGCUUCUUAAAGGUUUCCAUGAUUGAUAAUGAUAGAAACUGUGGCAACUCAAAAUAGCACUUGAAUGCGUAAAUGUGUGUUUGCAUAGUUAAAUGGUUCUUCUCAACAGAACCAGAUAGAGAGCACAUGUUUUAUGGGGUGCCUGAAUGGUUUUAUAUAGCGCCAAAAAGGGUUUCCAUGUUGUUACGGAUCAGUCCGUGCACACGAUUUCGUACUAUAGCGUUAAAUGUGUGUGGUUAUAUAUGUUAUUCAUGUGGAAAAGAGUGGAUCAAGUCAGUUCAGUGCAUUGUGUUUUUUUUUCAUGUGUACAAUUUUAAAUUCCCCUUUUUAAUGUAAAACAAAAAAGUAAGUUUUUAUGAGUUUCUGUAGAUUUUUCUUUCUUUUUUGUACAUGAUAUGUUGUUGUACAUGAAAAGUAUAUAAAUAAGAAUAUGAACAGGUUUAAAGCCUUUAUAGCCUUACUAUAUAGCCUUUAUAGCCUUGCCUUCUACAGUCAUAUGUUAUGUUCUGAAAGUAAGUCUGUAUAGUGUAAUCGUUUUCUCUAGCUCGUCUAGAAGUGUUUAAAUGUUGAAUAGAGCUGAUUAACUCAUUCCUGCAUUAAGCUAAAUACAGUACGCUCUCAGUGAAUGGAUGAUAAUGUGCUGGAAAAAUGUGUGUCUAUAAUAAAAUACGAUGCCAUCAGUGUUACUGUUCUAAACAGGCCUCACGUAUGUAGCGCUUAUGAAUUAUGAAUCGGCUUAAAUAUUCAGUACUCAGGAGUAAUUCUAUAUGAUGUUAUGUCUUAAUGUUGCUUAGCACAACAGAGUAAAUCGAGUGAUUACUAUGCAAAUGAAGGGAGCAGAAAAAGAGUUGUACCAGCUGUCUUCGUGCCUGUAAAUGUCGUUUAUUAAUAAAACUCAGCGGUCGAGACAGUUUAUUACAGUACAGUGCCUCUACGUCGUGUCUUAUCCUUUGUGUUUAAUCACAGUGUCAGAAGUGUUAAACCAUUCGUACUGUACAGGAAUACUAACAGCAGCGUUGUUUUAAUGGAAACAGCACUAAUUUAUUAUGAUUAAACUGACUCAAUAUGAUAUAUAUCAUAAACAUGUCACAUUUUGGGUGAAUCUCCCUGUUGAAGUUGAAGUAUUCUGUAUUAUGAAUUGUGUACUAUGUCAAAUUGUAGUUAUCGGUUACUAUUAAAUAAAAGUUUUGGAAGUAUGUC
Astyanax mexicanus (Mexican tetra) is the source of this 8553-nucleotide messenger RNA. RefSeq names its product phosphatidylinositol-3,4,5-trisphosphate-dependent Rac exchange factor 2 (gene prex2). The transcript is spliced from 40 exons. Lineage: Eukaryota; Metazoa; Chordata; Actinopteri; Characiformes; Acestrorhamphidae. The coding region runs from base 356 to 5128 and encodes 1590 amino acids. Gene Ontology annotation, molecular function: guanyl-nucleotide exchange factor activity; protein binding. The record is from RefSeq and is a predicted model, not a curated record. Gene Ontology annotation, biological process: intracellular signal transduction.